AGCUGCCCAGAAACACAGGAGGGCCAACAAAUCUGAAGCAAAUUCACAAGAUGAGGGUCGUUGUCUUUAGUAUUCUCUGUGCGUUCGUACAAUUCAGCUGCCUGAAUUCCAGGAGACACUGGACUCUGCUGCCCAACAUUCUGGUGCUGAACGUGGAUGRCACUUUGGGUCAACACCCAAUAAACUGUCUAGCAGAUGAUCUUCUCAAGAGUGGCAAUCACACACAAGAAAUCUUUUGGCGGAGGAACGGAGUGGAAGAGACACAGAGGGGCAACACCUACAUGGUGCGGGUAGUGGAGAGCCUGGGAGGGGGCAGCUACACUUGCCACAACCGGGACGGAACCCUCCUCAACCACACUGAGGUCCUAAUUCUGCAGGACGACAACAGUAGGAGGAGAAUUCUAGUGAAAUCUGAGAAAGAAGAAUAUCUGAAAUGCUCCACUCAAAAUUACAACGGAGAGUUCCACUGCUCUUGGACGUGGCACAGCAGUMGAGUUGGCAAAGUGGCAUUCAUCAAAGCUCGACGUGUUUCUGAUGACAACAACAUCCAGUGCUCUGUGGAUGCCCGUGACCAACACUGGGUGUGCGCCUCAGCUCGCGGGAACUUCAGCUGCACGGUGGAUGACAGUGGGAAUGGGGUUUCCUGCCAGGACAAGCAGCACUGCCCAUUUGCUGAGGAGAGCCAGCAGAUCCAGCUGACGGUCUACGUGAGGACCGACCACUUUCUGUUGGAGAUUUACUCUAAGCUCUUCUUCCUGUCAGAAAUAGUGAAACCUGACAAAGUGAGGAUCAAUAAAGCCAAUACAACGGUGGUGGAGUGGAGUUACCCGAGCUCCUGGAACACACCCUACUCCUACUUUCCUCUCACGUUCCAAAUUUYCCAGGUCAAAGGACGAUGUAGGAAAUGUGAAAACCCAUGCGUGGRCUCAAAACCAUCCAAGCCUGUAACAGUCCACUCUACAGACAUUUGYCAAUUCAAAGUGAAGAACAAGGUGAAAGCUGUUUGUGUUCGAGCAAAGGAUGCUCUCUGCGACUCAGAAUGGAGUGAGUGGAGCCAUGUCAGGUUGAGGAGAAAUGGGAAAACCAGGAAGAACAAACAGCAUGGAAAAUAUGUAUGAAGGAAGAAACUCCAACACUCAACUCUGGAUGCAGAAAGGACYGUUAUCAGUUAUUUAACAAAAAUUGUAUUUAGAUUAUUUAAUUUAUUGAUAUGAAAAUAAAA
Messenger RNA from Austrofundulus limnaeus, 1222 nucleotides. It is a transcript of the gene il12ba, whose product is annotated as interleukin 12Ba. Gene Ontology annotation, molecular function: protein binding. The record is from RefSeq and is a predicted model, not a curated record. Bases 51 to 1118 code for a protein of 355 amino acids. The transcript is spliced from 8 exons. Lineage: Eukaryota; Metazoa; Chordata; Actinopteri; Cyprinodontiformes; Rivulidae.